CCGGGGCGAGGGAGGGGACGGGGGGAGCGCAGCCCGUCGCGCCUCCUUUGGCCUGGCCCGGCCCGGCCCAGUACCGGGCAGAGCCCGAGGGAGUCGCUGUGGGGGGACAGGCGCUCCCAGGCCGGCCGCGCCUCGCCUCCCUCGGGCCUCUCACUUCGUGGAUCCCCCGCCCUAUCCGCCCGGAAGCCGCGGGCGGCAUCGGGGCCGCGGAGGCUCCGGUCUGGAGGUGUCGUCUCUGUUCUCCCUUUCCCCGCAAGCUCCCUGGCUGCUUGGCAACCCGCCCCCCCCGCCCUUCCGGGCUCCGGGGCUCUGCCGCCCUCCCCCGGCACGGCCCCGCGCCGCAUCCACCCGUAGGGGAGCGGUGCCCUCCCCCUUUCCCCGCUGCGGAGCUAUUGUGUGCGGGCAGGGGCCCGCCGAGGGGCUGCUGGCGGAUCAGCCUUUCCCCGGGGAGGUGGAGGCGGGAAAGCGGGACGAGGGGGGCGUGAGGGCGGCGGGGGAGCCGGGGCCGCGGGAGACAGCGCCGGCGCGGUGUGUGCGCGCCCCGCUAGCUCUGCGCUGCUGCGAUCCUUUGUCUGCUGUGCCGCUUUCCCCUCCUCCCUCGCUCCUUUCCUCCCUCCUCCCUUCCCUCUCCCUCCCUGCGUUCCCCUCUCUCUCCCAGGCUCCAAGCGCUGCUGCAGCUGCAGGUUUGUAAAUACUGGACCAACACACACACACACAACAUGGCUGACGCUCGCCCUGCUCCUCCACCAGGGUCUCCGCCUUCUCCCUCAGUCUCCGCUGCUUAGCCGCUGCUCGGUGUAGGCUUUUGUUUCUUCCCCCCUCCCCCUUCAUCGCCCAUCAAAAAAAAAAAAAAAAAAAAAGGAAAAACAAUUCAUCCUCCUUAUUUGCGCGCAUGGCGGGAUUUCAAGGAGUACUGUAAUUGAAAGAGCAUCUUCUACAUUUGAAGAAGGACAAGUUGUUGAUUGAAUGGUGGAUUAAUAAGUGGUUGUGUCAUCCUAAGACUAAAAAGAUAUCCUGGAAGUUGGAAAGAACUGGAUUUUCACCCUAGUCCAGCAGCUUUGCUGCUCACUUAAACACAGAUGAAUGAAGACCCCAUUUGGAAAAUCACCAGGUCAGCGGUCCAGAGCUGAUGCAGGUCAUGCAGGAGUGUCUGCCAGCAUGAUGAAAAAAAGAACAUCCCACAAAAAACAUAGAAACAAUGUGGGACCAAGCAAACCUAUUUCUCAGCCACGAAGAAAUAUUGUAGGCUGCAGGAUACAGCACGGAUGGAAAGAAGGAAGUGGACCUGUAACACAAUGGAAGGGCACAGUUCUUGAUCAAGUUCCUGUAAAUCCCUCGCUCUAUCUCAUAAAGUAUGAUGGAUUUGAUUGUGUGUAUGGACUAGAACUUCACAAAGAUGAAAGAGUUUCAGCACUUGAAGUUCUUCCAGACAGAGUUGCUUCGUCUCGAAUUAGUGAUGCCCACCUGGCAGACACAAUGAUUGGUAAAGCCGUGGAACAUAUGUUUGAGACAGAGGAUGGCUCAAAAGAUGAAUGGAGGGGGAUGGUUUUGGCUCGAGCUCCUAUUAUGAACACAUGGUUUUAUAUUACCUACGAAAAAGAUCCCGUCUUGUACAUGUACCAGCUCUUAGAUGAUUAUAAAGAAGGUGACCUUCGCAUUAUGCCUGAUUCAAAUGAUUCACCUCCUGCAGAACGGGAACCAGGUGAAGUUGUGGACAGCCUGGUAGGCAAACAAGUGGAAUAUGCCAAAGAAGAUGGCUCGAAAAGGACUGGCAUGGUCAUUCAUCAAGUUGAAGCCAAACCAUCUGUCUAUUUCAUCAAGUUUGAUGAUGAUUUCCAUAUUUAUGUCUACGAUUUGGUGAAGACAUCCUAGACAUCAUCAUGAACUUUUGCCAAAUUUGUGGAACUAUUAAAUGUAAAAUUUGUAGACACAAAGACUUGACUGCUUUCCAGUUUAACGAAAGCUUAAAUGUCCCUGCGAACCCACAAUCUCUGCCAGCAAAACUGUUUUGUUCUGAGUAAUACAAACAUGACACAUUUUGUGUAAGAGAACUCCUUUUCUUGAAGGAAGUCAGUAUGUUUGGGCAGGAGGGAGUUAAAGCAAAGAACAGCUGCAAAUCCAAGCUGUGUAAAGUUGAUCUAGUGUUGUAAUCAUUAAUCUAAAUUUUUUCAUAGAUUUUUACUUUUUCUUCAAUCUUGCACUCACUUGUUCAACUGCCACAUGCAAGUGUAGUUUGAUAUUUUGAUACGCCUUCUUUUGUAACAUUAAAUUUAAUUUCUUGGAUACUGGCAGUUCUUGUCUUCAGGGUUGGGACAGAGGUGACUUUUCUGAAAGGUUUAAACAGUUUGUGCAGUAUCAAGGAGUGCCUAACCCAAGUAACAUCAAUCGGCUGUGUUUCUACACUUUAUUUCAAAUUUAGCUUUUUAAGAACUUGCAGUGCGUGGAAAUGCUUGUGCAUUUUUUACUAGUCACAGGGCAGUAGGAUAUCAAGUGUUUGGAUUAUGCACCUUUCAGUGAAAAGGCUUUAAACUAUAAAAUUACAUUUAAUCUGUAUAAUCACUUAAUUAGAAUAUGCAGGUUAAUGGCCCAUAUUUACAAGUUGUAGGAACCAGUAAAAUACAUGCAACAAGGCUGCCUUCAAUCCUAAAUGUUGUACUUCUUUCUUUGUUAUACACACUUCUUAGCAAAACCCAAGUGCUUGGUGCCACAACUCUUAACAGUAUAUAUGCUACUUCAGAAGAUUUUAGACUACGCAUUGGCAUCAGUAGUCUCUCAUUUAAAAUCAAACCUAGCAACCUGAAUGUUUGUGUGUGGACUUAGAAGCCUAACAGUAGUUAAUAUUUUACAUGGUAAAUACAAUCUCACACCAGGGAAGUGGGAGGGGGUGUCCUUUUACAGUGGAGAUGUAACUUUAGAGAAGGAGAAGCAUUUGUUGCCUUCUGCUCAGUCUGUUGCAUUCCUUUGUUUGGUUUGCUUUUAAUAAUUUUGGUUCAAGAAGGCAUCUUCCCAGUUUAUUUUUUUCUGGCUUUUCCACUUAAGGAGUGUCUGGAAAAAUCUACAGUUUAAACCUGUUGUUGCCUUUUGUGGUGUACAUUGUACUUGCUUUGAGGUAUGCUGUUAACAUUAAUUUCAUUCUAUGAACACUAGAGUUCUGCAUGCCAGUGGUGUACUAUCUAAUGGAAGCUAUAAGGCAGUCUCAGUGGUUCAGUCAUCUGCAUUAGAUUGUGGAUGUAAAUAGCAGCCCACAACUGCAAAAUCUUUUCAUGGUUAUAAUCUUGCAAGAUAGUUGUAAAUGAAAAUUAGGGUUUCCUUAAGUGUGGCAGCUUUUAAAAAUAAUUAAUUGGAACAACAAUGCGGCACGGCAACAAGGUUGUCAUGUUACAAUAAGGCAGAGCUCUGCAAGUUUCAAGAACUGCUUCACAGAAGUACAGAAGGUGAAGACAGUUAACACUGUUGAUGGAAGGAACAAAUACCCUGAUAUCCAGCUGUGUGCCAUUAGUGGAAGAGUGCAGGAGCUGUUAAUCAGAGGACAGAGGUGCAGAUGACCUCUGUUGUGGGUAUUCCUGAUAUUGAAGACUCAGUGGUUUAAGCCCCUUUCUGUCCAUUUUUUUUGCCUGAUUUCAUAUUUUAGCCUUAAGGCUUGUGCCUCAUUAUGCUGUUGAAUGAUAAUAAAUACUCUCCGUAUAAAUAUGAUACCUUAAUUCUUUGUCCAUUGCUCCUGUAUUGCAUUAUGUCCAGUAUUUCAUCAUGGGCAACCAAAGGCAGGCUAUUGUCUUUCAGUGAAUAGCUUCUGAUGCAGUCCUUAUGCAGUAAGUACCUGAGUCGUAAAUGUUUCUUGUGUUUGAACAAAGUGAGCAGAUUUGCAACACAGUGUUUUCAUCCUGCAGAUCUGUUGUGUUUUCUAUUGACUCUUAAGAGUCCUGCAUGUAAAUCUCAAAGCUGAGCCUGGCUCCAUGAGCCCAAGUCGAUAUUUGUGGCACAGGAAUGAGUGAGUGUAUUAAUUACACACAAGAUACAUGGAUUACCUAGUACACUGAGCUUGGGGCUAUAUAUCUGAGGAAUAAGAGGUUUGUUUUGAAAUAUCUGAGGUUUAGGUCUACUGGAACACUUCUAGCAUUAGGCUUGCAUUUGUGGGUUUUCUGCAAGCCUAUUGAGUACACUAUGUAUUCUGACAAUUAGAGUAUAAUCUACAAACUGUAAAUUUCACUGUCAUUUUUGGAUGUCCCCGUUUGUCUGUUGUAUGGAUAUUUUCACUUGGGGUUUUUUUGGGGAUAUUUUUUUGUUUUGUUUUUUUGGGUUUGUUUUUUUUUGAUAGCUUAAACCACAGUUUUGAGGCUUGAGACUAAUUCCACUCCCUGCCCAUCUGCUCUGGGCUUUGUUUUAGGCUCAUGUUUCAGAUCUGCAUGCAGUGCUUGCGUUACCCUGGUAACUAAAUGUUGGUUCCUUGUUAUAGGGGUUCAACAUUACUUUCCAAAAUCACAUAGGGCUUGUGAUGGCACAAGCCAUGGAUCUUUGUAUAAAAAGUUAUUCACCUUUCACAUUUACCUGCUGUAGUAUUGUUGUAUAUUGUGUGUGUGCGUGUGUGUGAUGUCAGGCUGCCAUGUAAAACUUAAAAGGGAAAAAAAAAAACAACUUAAAUGCAGACCAUCCUUUUUUGCAUGCUUAGAGGGUUAGAACAUUCAAUGUAACAAACUAAAGUUGCAUGUUAAAAUGUUUAGGUUUUUGUUUUGUUCUGUUUUUAUUUUGUGUUCAGUUUUUUGUGAAUUUGCUUAUUGUGCUGUUUUAAUGGUUGUUAGUAGGAUUAAAUGCACCGGUGAGACGAGCAUAGUGCCAACGAAAGGUAAUUUUCCAGUUGUAUGUGUCAUACAGCAUUUGAAGGGACCAUGUAUUCUGUUGAAGAAAAAAAUAAAAUUUCAGUUGAAUAGCAGAACACUACAUUCUUCUUCUUUCUUUAGAGUGCCAAACCCUAAACUAUGUUGGAGUAGAGAUGGGGAAAACCCUUUUUGUUGGAAUAGGUAGAAGCAUUCUUUAAAUGAAUUGUUUAAACAUAGGGGCUUUGUCUUCAGAGAGAAUUGUCUAGUUGCAUCAGGGAAAAGAAUUGUGGUAAAAACAGUUUCUGGUUCCUUGAAAAUGCUGCGCUUUUUCUAUUUUACAUCAUUAGUGCAAUUUGGAUGGUUCUUGGUAUGUGUAUAGUUCAGAGGUCUUCGUGUUCACAUUUUUAAAUUAGGUAAUUAAUUCAUCUUUAGAACUUGGUUUCUUUAUUUUAUUUUGAACAAUGUAGACAGUUCCCUGUUCUCUGCAUUUAGAACUAUAAACACUUUAAAUUGUUACUUAAUUCUGUAAGUAAUUUUUAUAAUUAUGAUGUAACUCUAUCCUUAAAACAUUUAAAAUAAACCCUUUAUGUGCAACUUA
This is a messenger RNA of Camarhynchus parvulus, 5412 nucleotides long. RefSeq names its product spindlin 1 (gene SPIN1). The transcript is spliced from 6 exons. Gene Ontology annotation, biological process: gamete generation. The record is from RefSeq and is a predicted model, not a curated record. The coding region runs from base 1084 to 1872 and encodes 262 amino acids. Lineage: Eukaryota; Metazoa; Chordata; Aves; Passeriformes; Thraupidae.